AAAAAAGGCGUUCCAAUGGGAUGCCCGAUGUGAAGAGGCAUUCAAAGCCUUGAAGGCUUACCUGAGCUCCCCUUUUGUCUUGAUAAGUCCCUUGUAGGGGGAGAAACUAACCCUCUAUCUAGCUGUUUCAGAUUUCUCAAUUAGUGCAGCUCUGGUGAGGGAGUGAGACAAGUCCCAGCAACAAGUCUACUACUGCAGUAGAGCUCUGAGGGGGGCGGAGGAGAGGUAUCCGAAAAUGGAAAAGCUUGUUUUAGCGCUGGUAACUACAGCUAGGACUAUUUUCAAGCUCAUACCAUCGAGGUUCCAACAGAACAGUCAAUGAAACAAGUGCUGCAUAAGCCAGAGUCCUCGAGGAGGCUGAUAAAGUGGGUCAUAGAGCUCAACAAGUUCGACAUCAGAUUUAAACCUAGAACUGCGGUCAAAGGUCAAGUUUUAGUAGAUUUCAUUGUAGAAUUUUACAACACCAGUACCUAUGGAAGCAACGCAGCUAGUACCUGACCUUCCUACAUGGAAGCUCUCUAUGGAUGGAGUUGCCAAUGCUCAAGGAAGUGGCGCAGGCCUGAUACUAACCUCUCCAGAUGGGAUAGACGUCGAGUACGCCCUCAGAUUUGGGUUUAAAGCUUCAAACAAUAAAGCAGAGUAUGAAGCCGUCAUUGUCGGACUUAAUCUGGCUCACUCAAUGGAAGCUGAGCAGUUGAAGAUCUGCAGUGAUUCCCAGCUGGUGUUAAAACAGAUAGAAGAAGCUUAUGAAGCUAAAGGCGAGAAGAUGAUUCUUUAUCUCAAAAAGGUACAAGAGUUGAUCAAGAAGUUCGUACAAGUUAAGAUUAGAUAUGUUCCAAGAAUUGAGAACCGAGAACUCGCGAGCAAAUGCUUUGGCAAGAUUAGCAACAGCCUCGCAGGAGAGCUUGGAUAGGCUAAUUCCAGUAGAGCACCUAGCAGAACCGUCUGUGUGUAUUAAGGAUGAAGAAACACUACUUGUGCAAGCCCCACCAAGCUGGAUGGACCCUAUCCUAGGGUACCUUCAGCAUGGAACUUUGCCAGAAGAUCCCAAAGAAGCUGCCA
Molecule: messenger RNA, 1062 nt
Organism: Ilex paraguariensis (yerba mate)
Lineage: Eukaryota; Viridiplantae; Streptophyta; Magnoliopsida; Aquifoliales; Aquifoliaceae
Source: the annotation of a GenBank genome assembly